Prorocentrum cordatum is the source of this 303-nucleotide messenger RNA. Lineage: Eukaryota; Dinophyceae; Prorocentrales; Prorocentraceae. The record is from the annotation of a GenBank genome assembly.
AUGCCUUCGUCGUCGAAGGGCGCGCUCGAGCGCAAGCGCGCCGACGACAUGAACAGAGCCCGCAUGCAGGCAUUGAAGACGUUCCUGAGCAGGCCCUGGGUGAAACAGACGCUGCACGACGCGCUCAAAGAGUCCAAGCAUGCAUCGAGCAAACGCCUGCGCAACGCACUGGCCGACGUUCCCCUACAGAGCAACGCGCGUUACGACGAGCUGCAGGAGAAGGCCCAGAAGGCACAGGACCAGGGCGAGCAGGUCAAGCAGCUGCCGAAGGAGAACCAGCGGCUCUUGAAGGAGAGCAAGUAG